ACGUGUUCAGUGAGGAGAAGUGUGAGAAGUGGGACACACCGUACGGGCUGCAGCUGUCCUGGCGGGUUGGCAUGAGGAAGAUGCCGUUCAACAUCCACCUUAAGGACAACUCAAGGGUUCGAGCUAAAAAGAGGUGGAGCCAAGUGAUGUACAUGUCGUAUAUCCUAGACUACCUGUCCACCUACAACCCCCUCGGUAUGACGUCAGGAGCCAUAGAAGAUGACGACAUCAAGGCCUCGUCUCCAAAGAAGGGCAGUCUGUUUAUGACGUCAGCCGGACCGCAAAGGGCUCGACUCAACAGUCCUUACGGGUGGACAGCAGCGAGUGAUGACCUUCAGCCAUACAUUCAAGUGGACUUGGGCGAGACCAAGAUGGUGACGGGGGUGGUUACCCAGGGUAGACCUGGAGAGGACCAGUGGGUAAGAUCCUACACGAUCCAGUACCAGGGCAAGGUUGUGGGCAGCAUCGGUAGGCUGGGUACCACCAGCGUGAAAUGGGACACUUACAGUGAGGGGAUCGACGGCGAACCGACGGUCUUUACUGGCAACAGCGACAGUGAUACACCUGUUAAACAAUAUCUCAAGAAACCGAUCUGCACACGUUACCUCAAGAUCUGUCCGACCCCUAGCGACUGGCAUAAUGCCUGCAGCAUGCGGCUGGAAAUCCUUGGAUACAAUCCGGAGGACAAACUGGACAACACCUACCUGCUGGUGACAGACGCUGACGUCAAGUUUAACCCUGACGCCGCCAAGGCCCUACUGGACAUCACGGCACGUGACCCUGCCGUGGGGGCCGUGUGCGCUCGUACCCAUCCCCUGGGAACGGGAGCUGUGGCGUGGUACCAGAUCUUCGACUACGCCAUUGGACAUUGGCUUAACAAGUGUGCCAACAAUGUGCUGGGUACGGUCCUCUGCUGCCCCGGAUGUUUCAGUGUUUACCGGGCUAAAGCCGUGAAGAACACCCUCCCCACGUACUGUACACACGUCACCAAGGCUAACGAGUUUCUCAUCAAGGACAUGGGAGAAGAUAGAUGGCUCUGUACCCUCAUGGUUGAAAAUGGCUGGAAACUUGAGUACUCUGCCGUGUCUGAAGACUCCACCUUCUGUCCUGAAACCUUUGACGAGUUCUUCAAACAGCGCCGCCGGUGGCUGCCCUCGACCGUAGCCAACCUGGUCCUGAUGAUCCAGAAGUGGCAGACGAUGGUCAAGAACAACUCCAACAUCUCCCGCCUUUUCAUCCUGUACCAGCUGCUGUUGCUCUUCUCAACGCUGAUUGGUCCAGGGACGUGUUGCCUGCUUGUGUCUGGUGGGCUGAACUACGCCUAUAACGUGAGCGUCACGGUGUCCAUGGUACUUCUCGUCUUGACAUCUGUGGCUUAUGCUAUGAUCUGCCUCUACACCUCUCAGAAUUUCCAACUACAGGUGGCUCAAGUUUUGACCUUUGUCUUCGCCAUCGUGAUGGCUGCAGUAACAGUGGGAACCGCAAGGGAAGUUGUGGAGGGCCUAUCUGGUCCACCACCUCUGCCGACAGAUGUUCCAACUAUGCCCCCCGAUACACUGGUGCUACCUGUUCCCGUCAGUACCAUAUACUUUCUCACCAUCAUCGCCAUCUUCAUCGUUACGGCCCUCCUGCAUCCUACCGAGUUCUUCUGUCUCAUCCACGGCAUCUGGUACCUGUUCUGUCUGCCUUCAGGCUACCUGCUGCUCACCAUCUACAGCAUCUGUAACCUUAACGACAGGAGCUGGGGUACACGUGAAGGAAAAACAGUCGGAAGUGGAAAGAGUUGGACAGAAAUCUGGUGGAGUUUUGUGGACGCCAUGAGGAGGUGCUGUAACUGCGGACCAACACAGGAGGUGGACGAACCAAACGUAGAGGAGAUCCAGCCGGAUCCUCCAACAACAACACAGGCUAGACCUCCAUCUUCCCCAUUAGUGGAAGACCAAGAGGAAGAGCAAGAGGAGGAUGAAAAACCAAAGAGGAAGAAAGGUCUUGGGGCAGUGGCCUUCAAUUUUGGACGAAAAGGAAGUGGAAAGGCUGGACCAAGUGCUAGACGAGUACAGAAGUCAGGAUGGUUUAAGCCACGUACCGGUCAAAGUCUUGCAAGGAGAGCCACCAGAAAGCAAUCUGCAUGGAGGAGGAGCCUGUUGGAUACCGACAAACUGUCUACUGCUAUGUGGCUUCCUGGAGAGUUCAAGGAUCGCUACUUGAACUGUUUUCUCCAACAUGGCUAUGACGACACCACAUUCAUCGCAGGAAUGUCAGAUGGGGAUUUGGAGUCUAUCGGGGUGACGAAGAUCCACCGUCCCGCCCUUCUGAGGGAGAUCGACAAACUGUCAGAGUAUCAAAUCGACAUCAAAGUGCCGGAAACAGUGGAAGAAUGGCUGGAUAUGAUUGGUCUGGAGAAGUACAAUGACAAGUUUGUGUAUGAGGGUUAUGACGUCACAAGUCUUGUCAACAUCGAGGAACAACAGAUACGCGAAAAUCUGGGCAUCACUAAAGCCGCACACGUGAAACGUAUGCUGAUUGCCCUAAGCAAACUGCGCCAUCCAAGUGAACUGGAUGAACGAAUCGACAAAGUGAAGAAAGUGGUGAGCAAGCUGACAACACAGAAAAUGGAGAACGUGUCCCAGGAUCACGUGCGGUACAGGGAGAACAGGUUCUGGGCUAAACUGAGGAAUAAGUGUAUAAAGCAGGACUACGGAGUGUUCAGUCAGAACGUGGGGCUGAAGGAACAGCUGGAGGAGCUGAGGAACUCCUGGCUUAUCAUCCUGGCGGUGUCCAACGCGCUUUGGCUAACCUUGAUCUUGACCUUGGCCCAACAGGCUAACCUGCAGCUCCUGGGGACGAAUCCACUUGGCCUGGUCUUCCUCUCUGUCUUUGGCUGCAUCAUCGUUAUCCAGUUCCUGGCCAUGUUGGUACACCGAGUGUGGUCCCUCAUGCAUCUACUGGCCAGGGUCAAGUAUCCGUGGCAGCGGCUAGAAGAGGACAUGACCGUCCCUACUCCCGAGUCACGAGCUACAGACGGGCAGACAACAAAGGCGGGGGGUGAAAAGGCGCGGAUGAACACCAUUGACGAAACGGCUGAAGAGGUGUACGACAACCCGAUGGUUGAGGUUGAUGACCAACCUAUAUAUGAUGAUCCUAACACUCUGUAAUGGUGUGCACAAGUUCAUAGUACAAUUCUAAAAAUGAAUUGAUUGUUUUAGGACUGUUUCUUUUUUUCGUGUGGGGGGGGGGUAACAUUUUUAUCAAAUUAUUGCGCUGUAAUCAAAUUUAACCUAUAUAAUUUGUAUGUAGAGUAUUUCUUAAUCGUAUGACUACAGUAUGUUUUAUGACUACAGUAUGUCAGUAUUAAAGUAACGCGGAAAUGUUUGAAAUCCCACCAUAGAUAACCAUGUAUAUGCGUGUUAUUCCAUAGUACAUAAUCUUAUAUAGUU
Messenger RNA from Branchiostoma belcheri (Belcher's lancelet), 3437 nucleotides. RefSeq lists its product as uncharacterized. Gene Ontology annotation, cellular component: cell septum; cell periphery. Lineage: Eukaryota; Metazoa; Chordata; Leptocardii; Amphioxiformes; Branchiostomatidae. The transcript is spliced from 26 exons. Bases 72 to 3155 code for a protein of 1027 amino acids. Gene Ontology annotation, molecular function: chitin synthase activity; protein binding. The record is from RefSeq and is a predicted model, not a curated record.